CCCGCCUGCCAUUUCUGAACCGAAGGGACGCCGCCGCGUACAGUCCUCGCCUUUUUUAUACACACGUUUAAGUAAAUAAACCCAUUCUCUGUCGUAAAUUGGGGCCGUUCUCUUAACGGAGCGACCGAAACCGCAGCCCCCGCUCAUCGGUGAACGCUGUUUGAGGAGUGGCUGGAACUGUAUCUGGCAUUUUAUUUCCUAUUUUAACUUUACUAAGCGGCGUUUUCCGCCGUUUUUUUUCUCUCGCCGCCCCGCUCACUCGACCCCCCCGUGUGUGAGUAGGGGCCUGCAGCGUCGGUUCGGCCACGAGGCGCGUCGGUACAGUCGGAACAGGGCGAUGGCAGAGUUCGGUAACGGACUGGCGGAGGAGUCUCUACUAGAUUCAGACCCCGGACAUCCCGAGUUGGAAGACCCGGGUGUCGGUGACGAAGAACCGGGGUUAGAAGAAGGAGAGGCCGCGAUUGAAGACCCGGAACUGGAGGCAAUCAAAGCCCGGGUGAGAGAGAUGGAGGAAGAGGCAGAGAAGCUUAAGGAGCUACAGAACGAGGUGGAGAAACAGAUGAAUCUCAGCCCGCCACCAGUUGGCCCUGUCAUCAUGUCCAUCGAGGAAAAGAUGGAAGCAGACGGCAGAUCUAUUUAUGUCGGAAACGUGGACUACGGCGCCACAGCAGAAGAGCUCGAGGCUCAUUUCCAUGGCUGCGGUUCAGUUAACAGAGUCACCAUCCUAUGUGACAAAUACACAGGGCAUCCUAAAGGAUUUGCCUACAUUGAAUUUGCAGACAAAGAGUCUGUCCGGACAGCCAUGGCUUUGGACGAGUCCCUUUUCAGAGGAAGGCAGAUAAAGGUCGGCGCCAAGAGAACAAACAGACCGGGCAUCAGCACCACAGACCGCGGCUUCCCACGGGCCCGAUUCCGGUCACGGGGAGGAAGCUUCUCAUCACGUGCGCGCUACUACAGCGGCUACACGCCACCCAGAGGCAGAGGACGGGCCUUCAGGUUUCAGGACCAGUGGAGGCUGACGACCCCUCCCCAGGUGGCACCGGCCCCCCCCACUGUCUCCGCAGCGUCUCUCUCUCUCUCUGCUCCCGCUAUGCACACUCACCCCAUCCUGUCCGUGUGGGGGGGCGGGGGAGGGGGGCAAGGCGACCACAGGCCCGCCGCGGGGGGCAUUUACUACAACAGCAAACGCUGACGACGCUUUUAGUCCUUUUACGCACCCGACACCGACACGACACGACACACAGCGACACACACACCUGUUAACCACACAAACGCAGCAGUACAGACGGCAGCCAAACACACACAUUUCCACACUGAGCCGGAGCCAGCAGACGAAGCGGCAGGCAGGCAAGUUCGCGUGAGAGUGAGGAAGGCAGGACCAGAGACGGGGGUGUUGGCUUUUCUUUACUCUUUUGUUUUUUUUUUUUUUUUUUUUUUUUUGUUUGUUUGUUUGUUAGGUUUUUUUUUUUUUUUUUUUUUUUUUUUUUUUUUGAGGGUGUACAGCGCGGACCUUAAUGGCGCCCCCUUUCUCUGACAGGAAGCCAGGGGAGCUAACGGCAUCGAUUAAUUUAAUAAAGUGGGCGGAGCUGUUAUUACAGGGCGGGCGGUGGGGCGGUGUGUGGGGGGGGGG
Messenger RNA from Sphaeramia orbicularis (orbiculate cardinalfish), 1630 nucleotides. It is a transcript of the gene pabpn1, whose product is annotated as poly(A) binding protein, nuclear 1. NCBI's taxonomy places the organism in Eukaryota, Metazoa, Chordata, Actinopteri, Kurtiformes, Apogonidae. The transcript is spliced from 7 exons. The record is from RefSeq and is a predicted model, not a curated record. Gene Ontology annotation, cellular component: nucleus. The coding region runs from base 338 to 1192 and encodes 284 amino acids. Gene Ontology annotation, molecular function: poly(A) binding.